UGAAAUGUCAGUUUGCCGCAUUCAGUAUGGCACAGCGCCAGUGAAACGAAACAAUUUAUUUUGUGAUUUUUUUAGGCGUGUUAAUAUUUAAACAAGAAUAAAUGUGUUGCGAAAGCAUGACAGUAUCGUGUUAUCCACAUCAUGAUUUGUAUUGAGUUUGCACUUACCCAUGGAUGAACAAAACGAUGGCUUUGUUGGAUUGUCGUACAGCAAGGAUUAACCAUUUAUCCCAAGUCUGCAAGUGAAGAGAAGGAAAACUCUUCCGAAAGCAUUCUGUUUGAGUUAUCCGUAGGGAGGAAAUAUACAAUCCUCAUCGUCUUCAUUCUGUAAAGAAUCCAUCGCCAAGACUGUUCGAAAAUGAAACGCAACUACUGGGGUAAGGUGGUGGACAGUUCCGACGCACGCAAGGAAUUGGAAGCAAACGAUAUCGUGCUCACCAUGAGCAAGAUGGAUAAAUUCCAACAGAUCAAGCUUCCUUACACGAUCACCAGAGAGAAGCGCGUGCCGCUUAAAAAUCCGCUCGUGACGCAAACGGUGGAGGUGAUGAAACAAACCGAAAUGAUACAAACACUCAUCGACACCUACUCGACCAAGUCGGGAUGUAACUACAUCCUGAACCCGUGUCAGCUAAUGCCGACCGUACACUUUCCCUCCAGCAAUGUGGUUGAUCUGACGCGGAUGGAGAAAAUUACGCGCCCGUUCUGGUUCGUGCUACCGGACGAAACACCCUUUACGCGCGGUACGUGCAAAAACUUUGUCAAACUAUCGCAACCGGUCGUCCUGCAGGCACUCCGGAAAGCUGCGUGUGGUUUGCUCUGCAUGGAAGGCUUUUCGGAGAUUAAUGAAUCCGCACUGAUUAUGAUCGUGGACGGGUUGGAUCAGUAUUUGCGGCUGCUAACGACUGCACUGCGUACAGCGUAUACGGAACAGGACGAGGAGAUUGGACCGGUACCGACGUUGGUGAUGGUGGAACGGAUGUAUCAAAGUAUCGGCCGCAGCCCGGUGUACCAUCUGCACAACUACUACAAAAAGCUGAUGAACAAAAACCGGGACGAGGUGCGAGAGUUUAAGGAUAUCUACCAGGAGUACGAUCGGUUGCUGCAGGAGAAUCAACUAUCGGUGCAGAAUAUGCAGAAGCUUGGCGAUCUAAAGGAGGAAGAUUACAUGAACUUUCUCGACCAGCAGUCUCACUCUUCGAACGGUACGACGAUUGAAGGGACGGCGAUGAACAUCAUUAACUUUAUCAACGGAGAAACGGUGAAUGGAUUCAAAGACAUACUGGAGGGUGAACUGUUGGAAAGCAGCAGUACACAGGAUUCGUCCGAUCAGUUGAACAAUCAACAAUUCUACCAGGCGGAUUCAUCUUCGCAAGGAUACGCACCAUCCGGACCUAUGUAGCAGUCUGCCGAGGAACCAGUACACCGCUUCAUUUUAUAACACUUCAGAUACUUCAGGAGCGUCAAAGUCAGCAUAGAAAUUAAAAAUUAGUAAUGUAAUUUUUAAGCAUAACAGUUCAAACAAUAAUAUAAUAUAAUAAUAUAAUAUAAUAUAAUAACAAUUACAUCAAAUAAUAAUAAUAAUAAUAAUAAAAUAAGAAACCACAAACAAUCACAUU
Molecule: messenger RNA, 1615 nt
Organism: Anopheles funestus (African malaria mosquito)
Lineage: Eukaryota; Metazoa; Arthropoda; Insecta; Diptera; Culicidae
Gene: Spt7
Exons: 3
Coding region: 358-1398 (346 amino acids)
Cellular component (GO): SAGA complex
Molecular function (GO): transcription coactivator activity
Source: RefSeq, a predicted model, not a curated record